AUGAGUCUUGGCAAUUGGGAUGACGAUGAUUUUGACAUCAGCAGCCCUACCCCAGGGGCUGGUCCCUCUGCUUUUGACGCAGGCGCCGAUCUCUUCGAGUUCACGGAAACGCUCAAGUUAUCAGAUGACGAAUCUCACGGCGUUAAUGAAGCAAAGCUACCGCCUUUACCGGAGGGCACGCGCGAUGUAACAGGAGACCGCGGCGUGUUACUCGCUGUGACAAAGGCAGCUGACGACGGAGAUCGGCCAUCCAAGGAAGAACCAUUUGUGGAGAUGCACUAUGAAGGCUUCUUGGUGUCCACAGGAGAUCGUUUUGACUCCUCGCGCGAGCAGAAUUAUGCUAUGAUCGUGCAUCUGGACAUCCCUCCAUCUGGAAAGUCCUCAUUGAUCCGCGGAUUGGAAGCUGGGCUACGCGAACUGCGCGCGGGCGAGGUUGCCACCUUGACGGUUGCUGCCCGGUAUGCGUACGGAAAGGAUGGUUCACAGGACGUUCCCCCAGAUGCAGACCUCCGAUUCGAAAUUGAGGUGCUCGAUGUCCGUGCCACGCACAAGCGUAUUGUUAAGGUCGACUCCACAAAGCAAGAUCUUUCACGUCUUGAGGAAAUCAAGCGAGAACGCGAAAUUGCACAGCAAAGAAGAGAGGAUGAGGAAGCCUUGAAGAAUGAGGAGAAAACACGAAAAGCAGAUCGUGCUGCAGAAUUACGGGAGAAGCUCGCAAACAAACAUAAGGGGAAGAAAGGAGGCAAAAAGAAAAAGAAGUAA
Molecule: messenger RNA, 762 nt
Organism: Chondrus crispus (carragheen)
Lineage: Eukaryota; Rhodophyta; Florideophyceae; Gigartinales; Gigartinaceae
Exons: 1
Coding region: 1-762 (253 amino acids)
Biological process (GO): protein peptidyl-prolyl isomerization
Cellular component (GO): cytoplasm
Molecular function (GO): peptidyl-prolyl cis-trans isomerase activity
Source: RefSeq, a predicted model, not a curated record